AUGUUCUUAGCUUUUGUUUUCUCGCUCCUUUCACUGGACUUCCCUCGCUGGUCCGCCGCAGCUCAGGCACCAAAUCCCGGGAGUUCAGCCUGGUUCAUGGGGUGCUUCACCCCCAGCAACAGCCUGUUUGCACCCAGAGGUGCACGCCGUGACCUUGACCUGGUAACCUGCUCUGUGUGCUGCCUGGAUGAAGGGUACCAGGUUGCAGCGUUGACCUCAGAGGCUUGUUACUGUGGCAACGAGCACCAUGGACUUUUGUUCGGCGAGUGUUUCAACACCUCUGCAGAUGAAGGGACAAAGGGAGUCAGAGGAGGAAGAGGAAGUGUCCUCUCUCUCCCUGUUGGAGGAGACGGACAUGUUGCUCUCUACAGGACUGAGGGGCCGUUCCUGCACCGCGUCCGUCUCUCUACGCCUGCAGACAGAGUGCAUGUUGGGAAGAGUUUUGUUGUGGAAGUCUCUGGAAACCUGGCCGGACCCCCCACCCAGCCCACAGUGCAGAUCCAUGCAGCACAGAGAGUGUUUCCCACACACACAGACGUGACCCUCCUGGCUGUUUCUGAAGCAGCGGAUCCUGCACAGCUGCUCUGGAUCUUUGGAGACUCGACGUCAGAGCGGACCGCCUCCAGGAGCGUCACCAAGAGAUACCGCACACCUGGCAGGUAUGAUGUGUUUGUGGUCCUGUGGAGUGGCCGUUCCUCCGUCUCCUCGGAUGUUUUCCCUCUGGAGGUGCAGAGCGCGGUGCGGCUCAACCGGCUGCUCCACCCGGCCUCCGUCCUGCAGAACCAGGCGCUGAGGCUCAGCUGCCGGGUCACUGCGGGGACAGACGUCUCCUUCCUCUGGAGCUUUGGAGACGGCUCCUCCCGGCCGGGACUCAGCACCGAGCAGCACGUCUUCCACAGGACAGGAGAGUUCAGGGUGGAGGUGACAGUGUUUAAUCUGGUCAGCUCUGCCUCUCUCAGCGCUCACAUCUUUGUUGUGGACCGGCCCUGUCAGCCUCCUCCAGUGAAAAACAUGGGACCUCUAAAACUACAGGUGCGGAGACAUGAGGUCAUCCGUCUGGGAGUGACCUAUGAGACGGAGGUAGACUGUGACAUUUCAAAAGGCCUUCACUACACCUGGAGCUUGUUGGACUCUGCAGGACGGGUUUUCUCUCUGCCUCUCGUAGACACACACAGACAGAAACUCAAACUGCCCAGCCUCGUGCUGAACUACGACACUUACACUGCUAUAGCCAGGGUUCAGGUGGUUGGCAGUGUGGUGUACAGUAACUACAGCGUGAAGGUGCAGGUGAUACCGAGCCCUCCUGUGGCCUUCAUCCAGGGUGGCACCAACAUCUUCAUCAACAACAGGAACAACACCGUGGUGACGCUGGACGGCACGAAGUCUCACGACCCAGACUUCCCCAUGAACCCCGUCAGCUUCAGUUGGACAUGUAAACCAGUCAGCUCCCUCCCCAGCUCCUGUUUCCAUGACGAUGUUCCCACUUCCUCCUCAGUGCUCGUAUUUCCUGCUGGUUUCCUAAAACACAACUUUGACCAGUUCCAGUUCACGCUCACCGUCCACAGCGGCGAGCGCUCGGCUUCCUCAGAGGUCUUCCUCACGUUCACACCAAACGUCAUCGGGACAGUGCCAGUUUCCUGCCCUCAGUGCCAUGAAGAGAAGCUGAACUGGGAUCAGCCUUUCUCCGUCAGCGUUGUGUGUGAAGGCUGUGAUACUUCCACAAAAAACAUCCAGUACACCUGGAGCCUGUUCUUAGUCAAUGCAUCAUCCAAACCGGCCAUAGAAGUCCCAUUUUGCUUCACGGUGGAUCUCAGUGCUCCGUCAAACAUCAUGGAGGGUCCUUCUUCCCUGAGGACCUCAACCCAGCCCACACACACUGUCAAUACCUCCACCACUGCCUCUCUGAGGGAGAAUGCCUCUAUAUUUAUAGACAACAAGCUGAAUCUAAAUGGGACAACUAGCGGAGAAGAGUUAUCUGACAACAACAGAAAGAAGCCAGGAGAGGAGCCUUUUUAUCACCCUCUGGGGGAGUUUGACCCUCCAAAGCCUUUGUACUCCUCCACUGAAUACCCGCCUCUUGACAACAGUGGCGUCCUUUAUUCAGACCACUUUACCCAGAGCGGCGUUAUCACUGAACUCCCAGUGGAUCCGGACUCUUCUGCUGACUGGGAGUUUCCUUUUCCUCUCCUGGAGAGUGAGGAUGUGGGAGAUCGACCAGAUCCAGAUUACGAUGUUCCUGUGAUGGAGGCAGAGGAAGGAGACCCGGGGAUUUCAGCAGGAAGACCCUCAGGUGUGGACGGUGAGAGCUUUGGUCCAGGAGAUGAUUCAGAGUUUGAUCUCGCGUCACGUGAAGAGGAAGGGAGUAAUCUGGUAGACUCCGGUCCCUCUGUAGUGAAACAGGAACCAAUCCUGCUCGAUUUCCCUCGACAUCCCAUAGACCGAGGCCUUUUUGAGUCCUACACCUACACAGGAGUUUCCGCCCCUUUGCUCAGCUUGAGACCCUUCAGCCUGACCCCUGGGAGCAGAUACAUGUUGGAGGUCACUGCCAAAUCUCGUAGUAGUUUUCUUGGCCGGACUCAGCUCUUCUUCAAAACCAACCCUGCUCCAAAAGGCGUGGUGUGCCAGGUUCAGCCAAUCAGAGGAGUGGAGCUCUACACACACUUCAGCAUCUUCUGCACCUCGGGGAAACAGGAUUUAUUGUAUGACUACAGCGUCAGUGUAGGAGAUGGGCCUCGGAGGACGCUCUAUGCAGGCAGAGACUUCCAGUACUACUUCAGCCUGCCCUCUGGUGACCCCGCUGAUCAAUACAAAGUAACUAUUUUCACAGAGAUCAGAAGCAGCUCAUAUGGGACGGCCACUAAACCCUGUCCUGUCACCGUGGAAGUCCAACCCAGCUUCUUCAGAGACACCUCCUCUUCCUCCUCUUCAUCCUCCUCUUCAUCCUCCUCUUCCUCCUCUUCUUCCUCUUCUUCCUCUCACCCUGACCCUGACCUGGAGCUUUCAGGGUCGGGUCUGAGGAACCUGUCGGCUCUGGUGCAUCUUGGGAACAGUUUGGAGGUUCGUAACUACGUCAGCCUCCUGUCGGGCAUCCUGAACCGACUCACUCUGCACACCGAGGCCAACACACACACGCAGAGACACACACGCAACACACUCAUCCACACAGUGUGUGAGCUGGAGAGCAAUGGACAGGCAUCAAUGGAGGACAACAUCUGCAUUCUCAAAAACCUUUUAGAAGUCACGCGUCAGGUGACAUUAGCGAGUGCUAGACGAGUGACGGCUCACGUUCAGGACGUCUCGCAGCGGUUUUCAGAGUCCGGUGGUCCAGCCUCGUACCGUCUGGAGCAGAAACCCCUCCACAGCCUGCUGUCUCUGCUCUCAUUCAGCCUGCAAACCUCCACUAGUGCUGACAUUACACAGACGUUAGAUCCAGACCCACGUGAUGAAGCAUCCAGAGGUGGAGGAGGAUCCAUUUCAACAAAGCAGGUGGAGCAUCUGGUAGCUGAUAUUCUGCAGACUGCUUCAGACCUGAUGCUGAAGUUCAUCUUGAUGCACAAAGUCCAGGAGCACAGAGUCAGCACCGGUCUCAUAGCCUUAUACUCAUCCUACCAGAACCAAAGCUCCACUGUGAUCAGCAGUGGGUCGUCCUCCUUCUCGCUGCCCCCCUCCCUGAUCCAGCUUGUUCACGGCAGCAGACCCCGGUGUGUCCUCAGCACUUUAACAGAGCUCCACCACAGCCCUUUCACCUGGGACCCCUAUCACAGGAGGCUGAGUGGACCUGUGGUGGAGCUGAGUCUGAACCAGUGCAGCUCGAGGAGGAAGAUCCCAGUGCGCUCCCUCAUCGAGCCAAUCAUCAUCCAGCUGAAACAACCAUCAAACAACAGCUGUGAGCGCGAGUACGUCCUCCUGCGCAGCCGGGUCAACCACCACAGCUUCAACCUUACCCAGAAGCACUUGCAGCAGGCCAUCCAGCUGAGUGUGGUGUUCACGCCGCCCAGCAAGCCGUUUCCCAUCAUGCUUCUCUUCAGGAUGUUUGAGAGGCCGACUCCCAGCAUGCACCAUCUGCAGGGGAUUCACUCCUGGAAGAGCAACGUCACGCGCUUCACUCUGCCCUCAUCUUACCUCAGUGCUGCAGGUGUUGGUCACGUAGCCCUGCUGGACGCUGAUUUUGGGAAAAGGCCUGGUUCCCCCCCCUUGAGUGAGCAGGUGAGCUACAGCCUAUCGGUGGACAGCAGCCUGUGUUUGUCCUGGGACGGCCAGCAGGGGGCGUGGUCACCCCGCGGCUGCAGGACUCAGCAAACAGACGCCUCUCCUGACGUCACCUGCAGUUGUCACCAGCUGAGGCCGCUGACUGUGAUGCGGCAGCAGAUCCACAGCAGCCAUGAAACAACACAUCUGGACCCCUUCCUCAGUGUGCGCAGAGACCUGACGGUGCUGCUGGUGCUGCUGCUGUGUUUGAGCCUCUCCGUCCCGGCGCUGCUGCUGAGUUUCAGAGCUGAUGUCGCCUCAGAGACUCACCGGAGAGUCCACUACCUCUCCGACAACUCCCCGUGUGACCCGUACCUCUACGCUGUUACCAUCCACACCGCUCUCUGCUCUGCAGCACGUAUGAGUGCAAAGGUGUACAUGGUGCUCAAAGGGGAAGAUGGUUUCUCACAGACAAGAGAACUACAUGUCCCAGGAUGCACUCUGUUCAGGAGGAACUCUCAAGACACCUUUAUCAUCAGUGCAGCCGACAGCCUGGGCCCUGUGUGGGGGGUGCACAUCUGGCACGACAACUCUGGACCCUCCCCGAGCUGGAACAUCAAACACCUGGACGUGUCCGAGGUGAGCAGAGGGCAGCUGAAGGGACGUGCGUGGCUCUUUGUGGCUCAGUGCUGGUUGGCUGUGAACCAAAGUGACGGGCGGGUGGAGAGGAUUCUGGGAAAAUGCACUCGUGGAAUAGGCUUUUUUAAGAUGCUGAGUCUCAAGCUAUCAGAGUAUUUGGCCGAUUACCACAUAUGGAUAUCUUUGUACAGCUGCCCCUGCCCCAACGCGUUCACACACACUCAGAGACUGUGUGUGAGCCUGCUGCUUCUGCUGGGAUAUGCAUGUGUCAGCACCCUGAUCAUAUCACAAAUGGAUGACCAGUUGCCCUUCCAGUUUGGCUGUGUAGAGGCAACAGCUGUUUCUGUGCGGACAGGAGUUCUGAGUGUGUGUGUGAUGUUGCCAGCAGCAGCAGUUAUAUCAUUCCUGUUCAGACAGAAAGAGGUCGAGAGAGUUCAACACGCCAAGAGCAGAACGACUGGAAAGGACUUCUUUCAAGAUGAUUGUUCAGUGAGCGGCAGUAUAUCGGAGCCCCAUCUCUCCUGGAGCGUUCUGCAGCUGUGGGCGCAGGACACCUGGAGGAAGAAAUACCAGGGCACAUAUCUAACAUCAGUGUCCCCUACGAUUCAGGUAAAUAAAAUCACGGAUAAAGAACCUGAAAUCACAACACUUUGCAGUUUGUUGCUCAUUAACGAGGGGGACAAUGCCAAUCAAACACCUCCGGGAAAAGAGUUUGGUACGAGGGAUGGAGGACAGGAACCGAGAAGUGUUGAUGGGGGUUCAUCGGACGGCAGCUUGGAGGAGGACGUCCCUCUGAAGGGAGGAGGAUUCAGAUCUCACUGCGGUCUCUACCUGGCCUGGACUUUGUGUCUGCUGAUGUCCCUCUGCUGCCUGGUGCUCUCUGCAGUGCUGGGGAUGAGGUUCAGCAGCAGCAAGGUUCUGCUGUGGAUGCACUCGCUGUUCUUCUCCCUGGUGUUCUGCAUCUUCAUCAUCCAGCCGGCCCUGAUUUCUGCAGUGGCAGUGGUGGUCUCCUUCUGGUUCAGGAAUAGAUCAGACUUUCAUACUUCCUCCAGUAUAAGAGAGUUUGAGAACCUGCAGAGCCACCAGGCUGCCUUUCCUCAGGACAGAGGCUCUUACCUUGAACAGCUGCUCGGAGCUCGGCAGCGAGUCAGGUUUCUCCGUCUCGUGCGCCCGCCGACUCCAGCAGAGCUGAGGAAAACCAGAGGGAAGAAACGAAGAGAGACACUGAUCCAGAACACUCUCAGGGAUUUGUCCGUCUGUGGCUCCAUGCUUCUCCUGAUGCUCUGCAUAAGUUAUGGCGGCUCAUUCACUGACCAUUACCAACUCAAUGAAGCUGUCAGAAAACAGUUCACAAGGGGCCAUGAUAAUGCAUUCAUGUCCAUCCAAAAGCAUGAGGACUGGUGGCCGUGGGCACAGAAGAAUCUCCUUCAUUCACUGUACAAGAAUUCAUCAUCCACUGAGCAGUCACACAUCUUGAUUGGAGAGCCAAUCCUGUGGAGGGAGGAGUCGAGUGCUUUUCAACGCAAGGUCUCCAGUGUGACUCUCGUACCAGAGAGUCUUCUCUCGUUCUGGUCUGGGAUCAGAUCAUCCUCUCACAAACAAACCAAAGACUCGGUGCCUCCAGGGACGUUUGGUCAGAGUGCUUCAGUCGGCUUAGGCCACACAAAGUCUGCUGCUGCGUCCAAACUGAAGCUCCUGCAGUCAGACGGCUGGACGUACGGACAUACUGUCUCUCUCCACUUCACCUUGUUCAGCCCUGCACCAAACCUGUUCACCAGUUUGACCCUGCACACUGAGCAGAGCCCCCCCGCUGGCCUGCUGCCCUCUGCCAGGGUCCAGUCAGUGGGGGGGUGUCACUCUCCUGCUGUGGGGGACUAUGGUGUCAUGGUGUGCCAGCUCCUCUUCCUCGUCCUGUCUCUGCUGCAACUCUGUCGUCAAGUGUACGCUGUAGGGGAGCAAGGGCUGAUGGGAUACUGGAGGACUCCCUGCAACUGGCUGGAAGUCAGUUUGCUGACUGUGUCUUUAGUGUACUAUAUUUAUUACAUCUAUCGCUCCGUUAUCGUCCUGGAGGUUGUGGAGCUGCUGCACAAACACAGCUACAGAGGGCAUGUGGAUGUCAGCCUCCUGGCAACAUGGGAACAAUGUAUUCGUUCUCUGCGUGGCGUUACGCUCUUCCUCCUCACCAUGAAGUGUGUCACCGUGCUGAGAGUGAACUCCUCCGACUCACUCCUCACCCGCUCACUCUGCAGCCUCCUCUGGCCAACGAUUUCCUGUGUUAUCCUGAUGGUGGCGCUGUCCUGCGCGGGGAACCUCCUCUUCGUGCAAAGCUCCUGGUCUUUCAGCUCACUUCCCCGCUCCUUUCAGACGCUGCUCGGUCACUGCUGGGGUCUCCGGGCCCUCAGGGGCCUCCACCGCUCUGAGAGGGAUCUCCUUUACCGUGGACUCCUCUUUCUGUCCUCUGGGCUUCGGACAGCAGUGGUGAUAGGUGUGAUGUCCUCAUUAGUCAGAAGAGCCAAAAGAUCUGGAGGCAGAGGGAAUGUGCUGACCAUGGCAGAAUUAUCCCGCUACAUCAGGAGGAAGAUCUCUGAGGUCACCUGGCAGCGAAGACAAGCAUGGACUGAACAUCAUGUGGAGGGAAAGACAUAUUACUUUGAGGAGUUUGAAAGCUUAUUAGAUGAGCUUUUGUUCAGACUGAGCGCCCUCUCCAACAGUCUGCACCAAACUCUGCCGUCCAAAGCUCAUCGCUACCGGGAGGACAGUCCUGCCCUCUCACACACACAGCGGAUCAACAUGCACGCACAGGACUUUGUAAGAACACAAGAAGAAACCCUACCUGCAUCUCACCUGCUCAGGUCUGAGCUUGAACUAGAGGACAUGCAGUUUCUGCAGCAGAGAAACCAAAGGGGAGGCUGUCCCUUCUCUGACGUUGUUGUGGGAUUGGAUAAUUCACAACAACCAGGAACAAGAGCCGGAGAAAACCCAAAAGACCAAGAGCUCCAGACUUAUUUAAAGACACAGAACUACCCGUCCCGCCCAGAGACGCUCAUCAGGGUUUGGACAGAAGAUGUUCUGGAGAAGCAAAGUGACCCAUGGACAGAAAUCAAUUAUAAAACUCAGACCCCACAGACUGAGAUGGUGGUUGAGGUGCUGGUCCACGAGGAGCCUGGCAGGGUAGAGCCAGAUCAAUAA
This is a messenger RNA of Trematomus bernacchii (emerald rockcod), 8016 nucleotides long. RefSeq names its product polycystic kidney disease 1 like 1. Gene Ontology annotation, molecular function: calcium channel activity; protein binding. Gene Ontology annotation, biological process: detection of mechanical stimulus. The record is from RefSeq and is a predicted model, not a curated record. The transcript is spliced from 51 exons. Gene Ontology annotation, cellular component: membrane. Lineage: Eukaryota; Metazoa; Chordata; Actinopteri; Perciformes; Nototheniidae. Bases 1 to 8016 code for a protein of 2671 amino acids.